Pantherophis guttatus is the source of this 4344-nucleotide messenger RNA. RefSeq names its product dickkopf Wnt signaling pathway inhibitor 2 (gene DKK2). The record is from RefSeq and is a predicted model, not a curated record. Gene Ontology annotation, molecular function: co-receptor binding; receptor antagonist activity. Gene Ontology annotation, biological process: negative regulation of canonical Wnt signaling pathway; multicellular organism development. NCBI's taxonomy places the organism in Eukaryota, Metazoa, Chordata, Lepidosauria, Squamata, Colubridae. Gene Ontology annotation, cellular component: extracellular region.
CGGGGACGGGAGGGCGGACUCCCCGCCUUAACAAGCCGAGCGCCCGAUCUUCCGUCCCAAGCCUUUCAUCUGCCUGCUGUCAGGAUGCCCCGGACCAGCCAGCGGAAGGUGGAAGGCUGCCUGGAUUCCUAGCCAGCGAGCUGUCAGCCGUCGCUCUCCAGGCCAGUCAGUCGUCGCCUCAGAGCGACGACUGUUUCUCCCAAGGCAAAAGGCGGCGUGGACGCGGGAACGGAUCCAGGACUGUUUGUUUCCUGCCCUUAGACGUCCCAGCUGAGCUUCGCGGGCGGGAGGCUCCCUCCUCGGGGUUCAGCCACCGCCUCCCGGCCGGGGCCAGGUCUCCGUCUCCUUCCCUUCCUCCGCGACUGGACUCUCCUGCUGAGAAGGAGUGGGGGGCGCCCCACCAUGCCGCCCCGAAGACCUUGAGUGGCAGCUCUCCCCUUUGGUGGAGCGGAUCCGACGCCAGGGGUUGCUGGGGGGGUAUUUUUUUGCAGCCACUGCGCCGCCCAGCCCAGCCCAGCCCCGGGAAGGAAGACGUCUAGGAAGAGGGUAGAGACGACCAUGCAGAGCUGGACUAAGUUCUCCUCCCGCCCUCUCCUCUUCCUAGCCGCGCUCUUGGUGGUGGAAGGUUCCCAGCUCGACGGCACCAAGGCGAACGCGAUCAAGGCCACCCUCAUGGGCGAGACGCCGACCCAGGCGGCCAACAGGACGGCCACCUUCCACCAAGGACUCUCUCUGGGGAGCGGCAAGAAAGGCAAGCUCUUCGGCCAAGGUGGGAAAGGCCUCAAGCAUUAUCACCGGCAAGGCGAGGCUUAUCCUUGCACUAAUGAUAAAGAAUGUGAAGUCGGGAAGUACUGCCACAGUCCCCAUCAAGCUACAUCUGCCUGCAUGGUUUGUAGAAGGAAGAAGAAACGUUGCCACAGAGAUGGCAUGUGUUGUCCUGGAAACCGCUGUAACAAUGGUAUUUGUAUACCAGUGACUGAGAGCAUUCUCACACCCCAUAUUCCAGCUCUAGAAGUGCCUCGCAAUAAAAAAAAUAAUCACUAUCCCACCAAGGAUUUGGGCUGGCAAAAUCUUGGGAAAGGACAGUCUAAGCUGACACACGCAAAAGGUCAUGAAGGAGAUCCUUGCUUAAGGUCCUCUGAUUGCACAGAAGGGUUUUGUUGUGCUCGUCAUUUUUGGACCAAAAUUUGCAAACCUGUGCUACACCAAGGAGAAGUAUGCACUAAACAGCGGAAGAAAGGUUCCCAUGGCUUGGAGAUUUUCCAGCGAUGUGACUGUGCCAAAGGCUUAUCAUGUAAAAUCUGGAAAGAUGCCACUUAUUCUUCAAAAGCAAGACUUCAUAUGUGCCAGAAGAUCUGAGACAGGAUUUGAAAAUUGUCACCGGCAGGCCUUGACAAAUGUCUACUGCAUAGACUAUGGUGGAAAAAAAAAUUGUAAAUAAAAAAAUGACUGGCCCAAGUUUCCUUGAGCCAGAAAAAGGCCCAAAUGACUGGCCCAGUAUCCUUGUGGCAAGAAAAAGCAUCAUCUCCACAUGUGUUAUAAUUCUGCUUGGAAGUACGGCUGACAGCAGAUGGAUGUUCUUUUUAGCGUGAUGCCAUUAGACAGUGCGGCCAAAGAUUUGCGACAAAGCUUCUACUGAUAAUCUUGUGACUUUUCCAUAUUAGUUGUAGGUAGUUUAUCCCACUCUGAUGAUAAAAUAGGAUAUAUUUACAAUACAGAGCAGGACUUUGCCAAGACAUAUUUCUUUUCUUUUUUUUUUUUGCCAAAAUAUAUUUCUAUCAACACAUACUUGUAUAUUAGGGGUGGGUUCUACUUACCUUUGCUACUGGUUUGCAGCAGGGCCGCGUGCAUGCAUGCACAAUCUUCUGCACAUGCGCAGAAGCGUUUUGGCGAUGUUGGGGUCGGUGGGCGGGGCCUUCUGCCGGUUUUACUACCGGUUCUAUAGAACCAGUGCAAACCGGGAGCAACCCACCACUGUUGUAUACUGAAUAAUAACUACAAAAAGUUCCCAGCAAACUAAAGGUGUUGGAAAUAAAAGAGGAAGUUACUACAAUUAUGGACUUUAUUGUUUUACAAUCCAAGGCCCUCACUUGCAAAGGGAUUUUUAAUCUCUGUCAAUAUAUAUGAAAAGAGGCAGUUAAGCUAGGGUAAUAAUCUAGAUUCAUAUUUCUCAAGUUUUGCAAUUUAGCUAUACUGGUUGGAGAAUUCUGGGUUUUGAAGUCCAGAUAUCUUAAAUUGUCAACAGUAAAAAACACUGAUUUAGAUUCAUAUAAAUGAUAUAAACAGUUAGAUUUCAUAACACAAACUGAUAGUUCUUCAUUUAUUGUAGCUAAUGACUCCCAUUAACUUGGUUUACUGAUUUAUUGAUAGCCACAUGGAUUUACAGUAAAAACAGACUAUUCAUUACCACAUCCAAAAUGGAAUGAUAUACUAAGAUGCUGGUUGUAAAUACUAGGGAAUGGGGGUUUGCAUUAUGAAUUAUUCUUCAUUUUUGCCCUUAAAGUGGGGCAUUCAGGAUCAUUAAACCUGUUUUGCUAAAUAAUAUGUCAUAAGGGUUUUAGAUCAGAACGUAAACCAUGAUAUGUCAGUGACAAAAAAAAAAGAUAAUAGCAUUGAGAGUAUUGAGAUUAAUAUGUGUCAUAAGAAUACGGUAAAUAUGUUCUGAAUGCACCUUAGGAAUGUGUUUGACAUUGGCACUACUGGAUUGCUGUACGUAUAUCAAUGGAUGCCAGUGGAGUUCACUUCAGCAGUAUUAAUGGGCUAGUAAAAUGGACACCAAUUUCUUCUCCUUUCUUCCCCAUUCAGCAUCCUUAUAUGUUCUUUCACAGUGUUGAUAUCCACAUGGUAUGAUCUACGUUAACUUUAGGAGACUGAUGGUUCCUCUUUGCUUAAAAGGAGGAAAGAAUUGUGUGCUUGUUUGUGUGUGUGUGUGUGUGUUUGUGUGUGUGUGUUUCUAAUUCUGUUCAUUUUGUUUUAUUUUGGGGACUCCUUCAUGUGAGUUUAAUAUGCUGAGGCAAUAUGCCAUUUGUAAUAUCUGUUAAAAAUGGAGCAAUCAAAGGUAACCAACAACAAUAGCAACAAAGUGUUUUUGUAGCUAGCAAGUUUUUUUCCCUGACUUUCUGAAGCCAUGAAAUGACUAAGUUUUGCAAAAAUUAACAUUUAUCUGUAAUUAAUUUAUAUUUCAAAACCCACGAAUAAAUAUCAGCCAAAUGCUACAUGUUUUUCAUGUCUAUUAAAAAAAUACUUUCAAACCAUUUUCCAUUUCAGUGCCAAACUGCAACUUCAGAAAGUACCUAAAUUAUCUAAACGCAUAUGGUAGUGGUAAAGCAAUUUGCAGCCUGUCCUUCAUUGUUUAUACACACAAAAAGGCAAGAAAGUGGAUUUUGGCAGAGGUGUUUAUAAUUCUCUAAGUUUUUGUUUUAAAAUCAGAAUUCCAUAAACCUUUGAUGGGAAUUCAGAGUAAGCCAUGAAACUACGCUAGCAGUACAGUUGAUAGACUCCUUAGUCCAGUAUUAAUAGGAUGUUAUAUGUUCUAAUUUCUUCCCAUACUAUUUGUGUAGUUUAUUUUAAUGUACAUGAUCUAGGAGGAAAAAAUGGAUAUUACAUGCAAAUUUGUUUUAUGAAUUUUAGACAGUAUUGCUUAAAAUAAAAAAAGUAGCUUUGACAGAUAGUAGAGAUACAAUGCAGUUUUAGCUUUCUCUGGCUUAAUUGUUCUACUUAAAAUAUCCCAAGACAUUGCUCCAUCCAUUUAUGUUUUAGAUAUGUAUUUCCUUUGGCAAACUUCUCAUUGAAACUUCAUUUAGGAAAAGCAGCUUGAGCAAGAAAUUAGAAAACUAUUUUUUUAAAAAAAACAUCAAUUGUUCCUGCUACCAACAGAUUAUUAGCUCUGAAGCACCAGAUUGAAUAUUUAAUUUUUUUUUGUCAGUAAUAAGAUACUUAUAUAGAAGCUUAUUUAAAGUUUAGGAAGUUCAAAUUAUUUGGGAGUUUAAUACAGGAAGCUCUAUUCAGUUUACUUCAAUACAAUGAAAAUGGGAUGGAGAUGGACAAAAUGUAUCAGUUCUUUGAUUAUAGGAAAGAUCCUUGCCCUCAGCCCAGCUAACAGUAACAAAGUUAUAUCCCUGACUUGUUGAAAUGUUAUCUGCAUGCCCUUCCCCACUUUAUUUUCCCCCAUAUGUAGUAUUUGAAAUAAUUUAUUUACAGGAAAUGUUUAAUGAGAUGUAUUUUCUUAUAGAAGAGAUUUCCUACAGAAAGCUUUGUAGCAAAACUAUACUUGCAAUUUGUUGACUUUGUAAUUUAGAAAGAAAUGUAUAAUAAGAUUAAAUAUAUUAAAAUGUUUUUUUUUCA